AUGGUGUAUGUCCAUAUACACAUGGCCAAGACGGGAGGCUCGUAUGUCAAUGGAGCUCUGGCGUUGAAUUACGAGCGUGCGUGUGGGGAGAAGGGCAACUCCUAUGAUGCCUAUCAGGCCAAUCGGCGGUACGCAAAUUAUGUUGCUUACAGAGAUUCCAUCAGCCGAGUCUCGCCGGGAUUUCACCGGCAGAGGGUGCCGUCAUGGAUCUUAGCUGAGGUUGGCUACGAGGACUGCGACUGGCUGUCCAUGGAAAGGAAAUGGUGGUAUUGGAAGAAGCUUGAGAACUGGACGAUUGAGUUCCACCUGCCUUGUCGAGAUCCUAUUGAUCACUUGCUGUCCAUGUGCAACUACGGAGGGCGAGUCCUGAACUGCAGUGGCGACUUGGUGCACCAGCUUGAUCGUUGCAUCAUACACAAAGACAGGUAUAGCGACAACCUGACUUCUUUGGAUGAGUUCCCCAAUGCCAGAUUCAAGUGUUACAACUACUCGAUGACAUCCGAGUACAUCGGGUACAUGAGCACCCUUCUCCAGAAGAAGAAGCGCCUGUCCAAGUAUGUGUAUCGUCCUACAAACAAGCCUCGGAAUGCGAGCCGCGAGUGCUUGCUGGACAAUGCCUCGGCCAGGUUCGCGGCGGAACAGUACUUGAAGAGGAUGCCGUACUACGCAUUUUGCGACCAGUGCGUCGGUUCACGGCGGGAUCUUCUUCUUGCGCAGAUGGCCACAUCCGAAGAUUGGAAAGAGGGGGCCGGAAAUAUGUCCCCAAGCACUGCGCAGGAGGAGCUUGUCCUGUACGCCCAUGUCCACAUGGAGGAAACUGGGAGCUCAUAUGUCAAUGAAGUGCUGUCCUUGAGCUACGAGCGUGUGUGUGGGCAGAAUGGUUAUUCCUACGAUGCCUAUCAGGCUCACCUAAGACACCUAGCAAAUCUUUCCGACAGAGGCAGAAGUGCCAGCGGCAGCAGGGCUUUGCAAAUGGUCCAAGGCUUGAUCCGAGUCGCUGGAAGGCGCAAGAAGCUGGGGCGGAGGAAGCAAGAUGUUGACUGGCAAAAUCGCGGACAACUUGGUGAAGGUCGCGCGAAGCGAGGGGCUGAAGAGCAAAGUCGUGGCAAUUUCACGCGCGAGAAACUCGAUGAAGGGCGCAGCAAGCGAGGUGCUGAGUCGCGAAGUCGAGGGAACUUCACGCGCAAGAGCCUGGGUGAAGGUCGCAAGAAGCGAGAAGCUGAGUUGCGAAGUCCUUGGGAUGUCGUAAACCAGAAACUUCGUGACAGGCGCAAAGAGCAAGAGCUUGAGCGGCAAAGAGGUGCGAACGUCGCGCCCCAGAAGCGAGGUACCAAGCAGGGAAGUGGCAGGAACGCCACAGGCAAGCAGCGAAAUACUAGUCGCAAGCUUCCUCGUCGGCGUCGUCGUAAUUUCACAGAUUCCAUGAACCUACUUGAUGGCAACUACUCCAGACAUCAAGUUUCUGUUCAGAUGAUGAAUGAGAUCGGCUACGAGGACUGCGACUGGGUGGGUCAGGAGAAGAAAUGGCCCUACUGGAAGAGGUUCAGGGACUGGAGGAUCGAGUUCCACGUCCCUUGUGGCGAUCCUCUUGAGCACUUGCUGUCCAUGUGCCAGCGCAACAGGCAAGUCUUACACUGCCGUAGCGACUUGGCACGCCAGCUUAAUGCUUGCAUCAAGGGCUUGAAGGGCAAGAUUACCGAGAAGCUGAAUUCUUCAACGCUGUUCCCUAAGGGCAGGCUUAAGUGCUACAACUUCUCGAUGGCACUUGAGUACAUCGAGUACAUGGGCACUCUGCUCCAGAAGAGGAGGUAUGUGCCAGAGCGUGCGGAUCGGACUCUGUAUCAAAGAGUUCGGCCCCGGAUCAUCAGCAGGGAGUGCUUGCUGCACAACGCCUCGGCCAGGUCCAUAGCGUUGAAGUUCCUGAAGACGGUGCCGUACUACGCGUUCUGCAGCCGGUGUGUUGGUUCAAAGCAGGAUCUUCUUCGGAGAGACCACAAAGCCCUGGAAAGAUCGUUUCUGCGUGCGGCAUCCUUGAGGAUAUCGGAUGAUCUGAGGUGCUCCUUGUUCGGUGCACUGCGGCAGUCUAUGUGGUUUGUGGAUCUAGAGCAGAAGGAACACUUUGCCCCAACAGAGAGCCAUGCCACGGCCGGGCGGGCCGAAAGAGGUGUUUCUGCCGAAGCAAGUUCUCCUGUGUGCGCGGACUGCGCAUAUGGUCGGUUCUCGCAGGAUCCCAAGGGCUUGUCUCGGCUCUUGGCGCGAAACCACGUGGCGAUCAUGCAGCGCUUGGACGAGCAGGACACGAUCUUACGUGAGCUCUUGUCACAGGCUCGGAAGCCUCCUCGGCUUUCGUACGGCCUGAGCCAGAUUGUGAAGCGGCACUCGCAUCGCGAGUCGCCCAAGGCGUCCUCAGAGGAUCUGGGUGCCACCGAGACGCCGGAGAAACCUCCCCAGUUGAAGAUGCUGCGGAGCUACACGGAUGAGGACCUGGCUCAGAAGGACCUGUCCCGUCGCAGUGAGGCCAUGCAGGGACUCGCGGACAAGGUCUCCAUGGGUUUCCAGCGCAUGCAGAAGUCCACCGACUCGUGCAUCAAGAGGAUCGCGCAGCACCAGGCCUUUGAAUUCUUCUUCGCGCUGGUCGUGAUGAGCAACGCCGUCUUCAUCGGAAUCGACGUGCAGCAUGGGAUCUCCGAGCCACUGGGGCCCAGGCCCGUGGCCUAUAGGGUGGUCCAGUACACCUACACGGCCCUGUUCGUCUUGGAGCUGGCCAUCCGCCUGGGCGCCCAAAAAUGGCAGUAUUGCAGCUCUGAAGAUUGGAUGUGGAAGUGCUUGGACAUGUUCGUGGUGAUCACCUCCUUGUGGGAGGUCACUGUUGACAUCCUGCAAGCGGCCUACGAAGGGCAGCAGAACGUCGACUCCAUUCAAGGCCUAAGCAACCUCAAGUCCUUGCGAAUCAUUCGCCUGACGCGUCUCGUGAGAACUGUGCAGUUUGUGCGCGUCUUCCGCUUCGUGCUGGCCUUGCGCAUGCUGGUGGACUCCAUCCUUUCGACCCUCAAGUCCUUGUUCUGGGCGCUGAUCCUCCUCUCGCUGGUGGUCUACGUCUUUGCAGUGCUGUUCGCCACCGCGGUGAACGACUACAUCCACGAGAACCCGACAUCCUUGAGUGAGAAGGAUUUUGACGCCUCUCGAAUCUUCUGGUCUUCCUUACCGGAGAGCAUGCUCACGCUGUUCAUGAGUAUUUCAGGCGGCGUGAGCUGGGUGGAGGUUCUCAGACCUUUGCAAGCGAUUUCCGUCUUUUGGUCCUACUGCUUCCUGUUCUUCAUCUCGUUCACGUAUUUCGCAGUUUUAAAUGUUUUGACCGCGGUCUUCUGUCAAACUGCUAUAGAGAGUGCACAGAAUGACCAGACGACCAUGGUGCAAACCAUGCUUGACAACAAGCAUGCUAUCUUGGAGAAGCUGAAGUCGCUGUUUUAUGAGAUUGAUGCAGACGACGUGGCAAACGGCCAUGUUGGAUCGCUGACAAUGGGAGUCUUCGAAGAGAAGAUGAAGAACCCUGAAGUGCACGACUUCUUCGAAUCCCUGGGGCUGGAUGUUUGGGAUGCGUGGUCGUUUUUCAAGCUCCUCGACACAGACGGAGGCCGCUGGCCGAUUGGUUUAGGGUUUAGGGUUCAGGGUUUAGGGUUUAGGGUUUAG
Symbiodinium natans is the source of this 3690-nucleotide messenger RNA. The record is from the annotation of a GenBank genome assembly. NCBI's taxonomy places the organism in Eukaryota, Dinophyceae, Suessiales, Symbiodiniaceae.